Molecule: messenger RNA, 2370 nt
Organism: Pelagomonas calceolata
Lineage: Eukaryota; Pelagophyceae; Pelagomonadales; Pelagomonadaceae
Source: the annotation of a GenBank genome assembly
AUUUUGCCUUUUGGCAUUGGGCUGUAGGAUUCCACAGCUCGACUGGCAGACCGAGCCACUGUAGCAACGCGCCGGAUCGUUUUGGCACACGUUUGCGCGAGCCUGAGCCAAACGGCGAAACAGCAACGGAGAAACUGGGCUGUAACACACCAUGCAGCAGCUUGCUCUCCUUGUUGCUGCCUCGGCGGCGGCGGCCUUCGCGCCGACGCCAAACCAACGCAUAGACACCCGCCUACACUUCAAUUUCGGCAACUUCGGCGGCAAGAAGGUCGAUGAGAAGGAGGCCGUGAAGCUCGCCGAGACGGUCGACGUCGUCGGCGCGCUCCCGACGGAGAUGGCGGGCCUCACGCCGGAGCUCGACGGCUUGCGCAAGGCGAAUGCCUUGUUUAAUCAGGGGCUUAUUAGUAUGGACGAGAUCGACGAGUACGCAGACACGCUCGCCGCGGCGAAGCGGAAGGAGGUCGCGGAGAAGGAGCGCGACGCGCGCGAGGCGGCCGAGCGCGAGGCCCGGGCGCGCGAGCGGACGCGCGCGGCCGCCCGCGCGGCGACGGGCGCCGUCGGCGGCCUCGUGGGCUUCGUGGGCCGCGGCGCGGGAAUCAAAUCGUCGCGGCGCGGCUCGGUUCCGCCAGCACGGGCGCGAGAACGCGUGCCCCCGACUCGCUGAUGGCGCGUCCGGCGUGGCGGUGUGGUCUCCCACCGCUCGGCUCCGCCAGCACGGGAGAACGCGUACCUAACUCACCGAUUGAUGUGCGCACAGGUGGGCCGGGGCCUCGCGGGCGCGGCGGGCGCGGCGGCGGGCGCGGCGGUCGAGGGCGCCAAGGGCGCCGCGGUCGCGGCCGCGACGGGCGCCGUCGAGGGCGUCAAGGCCGGGACCAUCGCCGUCGGCAAGGGCGUCGUGGACGUGACCAUCGUGCGGCCGGCCAAGGCCGUGGGCGACGCCGCGCUCAACGUCGCGACGGCGCCGGUGCGCGCCGCCGAGGCCGCCGCGCAGAAGGCGGCGGCGGCGCCCGGCGAGGCGGCGGCGCGCCUCCGGGCCGAGGCCGACGCCGCGCGCGCGGCCGCGGACGCGGCGGCCGCGAAGGCGAGCGCCGACGCGCAGGAGGCGGCGCGGCUCCGGCGCGAGGAGCUCGAGCGCGAGGCGACGGCGCGCGUCGACGACGUCAAGGCCCGCGUCGCGGCGGUCCAGGACGCCGUCGCGACCGCGCCGGACCGCGUCCGCGACGCGACGACGACGGCCGGCCGCGCCGCGGCGACGCUGCUCCGCGGCGCGGCCGCGAACGUCGCGGCCGUCGGCGCCGAGGACGCCGCGGCCGAGGCGCGCGCGGCGACCGUCGACAUGCCGGCGCCGCCGCCGACGGCCGGCGAGUGGCGCGCGGCCUGCGACGCGGCCGUCGUGUCGCACUACGACUUUGGCGUGCGCGCGACGGAGGCCGCGCGGCGCGCGCAGUUCACGGCGCAGGAGCCCGAGGACAUCUUUGAGGGCCUCGCCGAGGACGACAUGGGCGCGCGCUUCUCGGCCGUCGUCGUCCAGGCCUCGAAGAAGUUCGCGGCCGAGUUCCCGCCGCUCGCGCAGCGGACGGUGGCCACGACGCUGCGCGUUCCGCGGCGUCCCCUUGUUUGAUACAAAACGCCGUCGCGCGUCGUUCCGAGGCGGGCCGGGACCCACGGCCCCGCGUCUAUUUUAGCGCGACGGAGAGCGACCCCCGGGCCGCGCGCGCCGCGGUCGACCGAGACCGCCGGCCCGCGCGCCCCGGCACAUGACGUAAACCGUCGCAGGUCGAACGCGACGGCGUCGUUCGAGGCGGCGGCGGCGCGCGAGGCCGUCGAGAAGACGGCCGCGGUCGCCGCGCGCGAGGCGAUCCGCAAGAAGCGCGAGGACGACCUCAAGCGCCAGGACUUCAAGCUCGAGGAGACCGCGGCGACGGUCGAGCGCGAGGCGCUGCUCGCCGCGCGCAAGGUGCUCGCGAUCCCCGACGACGAGUACUUCGGCGACGCGACCGCGCUCGCGGACCCCGCCACGGCCCAGGCCGUCGCGGACACGCUCAAGGCGCGCACGGACGCGCUGCGGGCGGAGCGCGACCGGCGGCUGCCAGCGCCGUCCGUGCGCGCGCCGAAGCGGCCGCCCGUCGCGCCGCUCCGGCCCCUCGACGACAAGGCGGCGACCGCGCGCACGGACGCGGCCGCCGCCGACGCGCUCGCGCGCGACCGCCUCGCGCGCGCCGCCGAGGCCCUCGUCGUCGACGCGGCCGUCGGCGACGAGGCGGAGCGCGAGCGCAUCGUCGCCGCGCUCCAGGAGAAGCUCCUCUCGACGACGUCGGAGAAGUCCGCGAAACAGCGGGAGUGAAUAUUAUGCUUGGCUCGGGGCCGCUC